AUGUCGCGACGUAUCAUACAGGCCGGAGUGAAGCCGCGGGCAAAGGUUUACAGGCGGAACCAAAUCGAUGCACCCAUCGCCGGGCCAUCUGCCUCUGGGCCGUCCACGACCGGUCUGUCCUCGCAGCCACUUCCAUCGGAACCAGCAGUCGACGACAUUCCGAACUUCGACUUUGGGGACCCUGCAAACGCGCACCUACUUCCUGGGCAUGCCCGAAAACGAGCGAAGACCAGGUUGGCCGGCUCGACGCAGGCGGACUUAUGA
Messenger RNA from Fomitopsis serialis, 264 nucleotides. RefSeq lists its product as uncharacterized. The transcript has 3 exons. The record is from RefSeq and is a predicted model, not a curated record. Bases 1 to 264 code for a protein of 87 amino acids. NCBI's taxonomy places the organism in Eukaryota, Fungi, Basidiomycota, Agaricomycetes, Polyporales, Fomitopsidaceae.